UUUUUUUUUUGUACUACCCUCUCUUGUGUCGAAGUACUAUAAAUGGAAGGAGCUGCUGUACAAAGUAUUCAAUAUAGAUGUAUGAUGUUUUUUUUGUUUUUUUUAAUAUACCACCAGUUUAAUUAAAGUAGCACAUGAUAUGACACAUAUAGAUGCAUUUCGGGUCUGUUCUGUUCAUGAUCACAAUAUAUUACAUUUGUGGUUUAUUAAGAGAAAAACGAUAAUUUUAAAUCAUUAAUUAUGUGUUAACAGCGUUCAUAUUUUUAGUACUUCAGUAGUCAGUCAGCUUCUUAAAUCAGAUCCAAUCUCACCCAGCAUUUAAUGUCAGCAAUAAAGUGUUUUUUCUGUUUGUUUGUUUUUUUUUGUUUGUUAUUUUUGUAUUUAUUUGCACUAUACCAGUGUUAUUAACCAUCACAAAAUCUCCAUCCACUCCCGAAACAAAAUCCUGGAUACACCACUGGUCCAGGUUAAUACUAAAUGGGUGCCUAUGGUGGGGUUCAACGCACUUGAGAAUUUGUGAAGUAGCAGGAAGAUAGGUACACAAUUGUGUGUGUGUGUGUGUGUGUGUGCGUGGUUUUUUCCACUUCAUUUAAAUUGAGUUUUGCUUCAGAUUAUGCUAUUGCAGAUUUCUCAUAAUCAACACAGUUGUAUUUGUAUUACAUUGUAUUAUAUGUGAAAACCCCUAAAGUGCCCCUCCAUAAUUAAAUUGCCCCUGACAUUUGAACUACUUACUAUGCAACAUAUUAUUGCAGAUUAAAAACACUAAAAAAAAAAAAACACAACCAGUUAUACAGUAGCAAAACAACAUGUCUGAUGUGGUUGAGUGAACUAAUUACAGUAGUUCUUGAAACUGAUCUGUUCUUUUUAAAUUUUAAAUGAAGAUUAGUAACAUUAUACAAUGUAUUUCUCCUAGUCUUCUUGACUACACAAAGCAAAUAUAUUCCACCUUACUCCCACAUGUUGGGAAUGGAUAGCGAAGUGAAGUGUUUUUUUUUUCUGUGUGUUUAUUCCCGCUGUGUCACAGCCUCUUCAGGUCACUUGACGUUGUUGGCAGAUUCCAUGCUCAGUGUUCCAGGCAAAUCCUGUGACGCAACGAUGACAGCAGACAUUGUGUGGGUUUCAGGCCCUGUCAGACUAGCUAAGGAACAAGGAAUAGAAAGAGAGCCUCGCACACUGCAGAAAAGACCAAACCACAGGAACUGAAGAAGCUAGACAGCGCAGUGUGGCUGAAGAACGGCUCUUGGCUGAUGGACAGCACAGAUGUCUGGCCUCGCAUUCUCAACGCAGGGCAGGACAACCAUGACAGUCAUGUCUCCAGGUACAGGAGAUCUUAUGGACAGCACCCAUUCCCAGGCUAUUCUCCGCUGCUUAAAUGAUCAACGCACUCAGGGCCUGUUCUGCGAUGUCACCAUUGUUGUGGAAGACAUCAAGUUCAAGGCCCACAAGAAUGUGUUAGCAGCAUCUAGCCUUUACUUCAAGAAUGCAUUUUCUACCCAAGAGGUGUGGGUUUCAGGUCAAGUCUUGGAGCUGCCAAACAUUGGGUCUGAUGUAUUUGCUGGAAUACUUCACUUUAUUUACAGUGCUAAAGUGGAGAUGACAGGAACUGAAGAUGUAAAAGCUCUUACAGCUGCAGGUAAAGAAUUAGGAAUUCCCUUUCUAGAAAACCUAAGGGACUUGAGUCACCAGGGGAAUCGAUCCUUUGAUGCAGCACAUAGACGCGGCUUGUCCGAGUUAGUCCCACCUGCAGCACCCGAUUCCUCUGUGCAGACAGUCCGCUAUUCUUUGUUGAAAAAUGAAACCAGCAGUGGCAUCAGUGACCAAAGCACUGAAGAAUCUGUCUGUCUGAAUGGUCCAAGAAUCACCAAUGCAUUUUCCAUUUUUGAGGCAGGAACCAGCAAUGACCCAUUUUCUCCACUUGACUUGAGAGCUAGUGCUAAAAGGACCCAGGAAACUGAACAAUUCCAGGUUAUAUGCCCCACUCUCAAUGAAGCAGCAGCAGCAAAUGGCGAGCAGACCCACGCUUUAUCAGAACAUUCUUAUGCUGUGUCUUCCGCUGUAGAUCAGGUCCAGAUAACAACAGAGCUUUGUGAGACACCUGUUAACGAUUUAAGAAAAGACAGCCCCCCCACUGAAGCACCUAUUAAUCACCUGAUGAACCAGAGAUGCAAUCCACUGAAGAAACGUCAUAUUCCGAGUACUCUAGGUAAAGUUGCAGACGUACAGUACACCAAAAUAGCACAUGCCACACUGAACCUUACAACCAUUCCAACAAGUCAUCACAACAAGACAUUCGAAUUAACUAGUAAUGGAAAUGUCCCACAGAUGACACACAAUAGCUCUGGAUCAGAAUCAGUCAUUUCUGCUGUGGCCACAGAUCCACAUGUAGCCACUUACAGAUGUGAAUACUGCUCCGAGACCUUCAGCAACAAAGCAUUGCUGAACAUCCAUACACAGGUACACAAAAAACAUUUUGUCAGUCGUUUGGCAUGUAAAUUUUGCCAUAAGAAAUUCACGCACCUUAAAAGGCUACGUAAUCAUGAACAAACAUGCUGUAAGGCACAGCUCGACGCAACUGAGAAUGAAAGCUGUGAGCCUCAACUCAGUAUCUCUAAUGUAGACAAUACUUCCAGUACAGACGGCAGUGUGCAGCUUGCAUGUCCAGAAGAUAAAUCAGACAGCUGCUCUGGUAAUCACAUAGAUAAAGACAGUUCACCAGAGUUUACCAGUUUACCAGAUAAUAGUGAGAAAGUGGUUGACGGACAAAGGAUGCAUGUGUGCAGCGUGUGUAAACGUGCUUAUGUCACUCUGUCAAGCCUUAGGAGACAUGCAAAUGUCCAUUCAUGGCAGAGGGCCUACCCAUGCCAUUACUGCAAUAAAGUCUUUGCUUUGGCUGAAUAUCGUACCAAGCAUGAGAUCUGGCACACGGGUGAAAGGAGAUACCAGUGCAUUUUCUGUUUAGAGACUUUCAUGACAUACUACAUUUUGAAAAACCAUCAGAAAUCUUUUCACGGCAUUGACCCGAGGCUGGCUGUGAACAAAAAGUCAGCUCACGGGGGUUUUAAAAGCAACCUGUAUCCUUUUAAACUCUACAGACUUCUGCCCACGACAUUUAGAAAAAAACAAUAUAAAACAUACAGCCAGACCCUCGCUGAAAAUGCAGACUCCAAUGAUCCGCCUUUUCAAGUUCCUUUAGCACCAAGGCCUCAGAACUCAUUGACCACCCCAUCAGUCAACUUUGAAAAUAACAUUAUCAGUGCUAAAAAUAGUCCAGAUGCAGUUUGUAUGGGGCAGCCAUUAUUUUCUAUGCCAUUGACCUUCAUGGCCACUCCAAACAUUGUUGCAUCAGUAGCACCUUGUGUUAACUUCAACCAACCAAGUAAUCCAAGUCAUAGGCUAUCUUCUGAAGCUGGAGGGUGCCCACAGACAGCACGGAGCACAACAACUCACACCAACAACCUUUUAACCCCAUGUCCGGCUAACACCAGCAGUACCGGUUCAUCUGUAAUCAGCUAUGGAUACCCUGGACCCUCCGUUAUAAUGCAGACCAACAGAGUCUCGUCUGUAAUAGUGCAUGGGAAUGAAGUGGGACUUAACAAUGAUGACAAAGACUGCAGCGAUGUGCCAUUCUUAGAAAUGACUGGUAGCAGCUUUUCAGAACCUGAUAACGAUGACAAAGGUCAUAUGAGGACACAUUUCAAGCAAGAGGAACUGUCAGGUAUGCAAAUAACAGAGACAAUAGCAGAUGAGAUGGUCCAGCCAAAAGGAUUUGGUGAUACAUCUAAUAGAAUUACAAAUAUCCUCUACCCAGGCAGCAAAACAGAAACCUACAUUGCCAAGCCAGCAUGCCCAGGUCCUUCUUUUGAUAGUCAAGUUCCACCUCUUUGCCAGAUAACAGUAAAAAUUGGCGAUGAGGCUAUGGUGAGAAGGCGUAUUAAAGGAUCAAAACUCUUCCAAAGGAAAAGAAAGUGGAGUCGUUUGGCAGAAGAGGACCAGAGCAGUGAAACAGGAACAAAAGGGAACAACAGGAAUGCUAGUUUACGGGCAAGAACAGACACAACUCCACUCAUAGAAAAUGAAACGUAUGAUGACAUGACCGAUCGCGACAAAGCUGACAAACUGUGGCGCCCUUAUUACUCUUACAAACCUAAAAAGAAAACCAGAGGGGCAAAGAAACUGAGGACCAAACACAGGAGAAAAUGCAAGAAUCUUCAAAUCCCUGCUAGACAUCUGAGAUCAAAUGCAAAAGAUCAAGACUGCCUUGAAGGCUACAUUGACACAAGUUGCAGUUUGCAUGACACAGUCAUUUCUAACCCAGCUGAAAUGGAAAAAUACCUCCAAAAGGGUGCGUACAAACAGCCUUAUUCCUGCAUCAUGUGCCAAAACGCGUUUUCAAGCUUGUCUGCAUUAGAGGUACACAAGAUGAGCUGCAAUGCUAAAGAGCAGUCUUGCAUCUGUAAAACUUGCGGAAAGCAAUUUUCUCCCCACGAAAUUCCUUAUGUAAACCACGCCUUCCCUUUAGACAAAAAAGAAUUUGUCUGUAAGAACUGUAUUGAAGAUGGCUCCUGUUUCAACAACAGUUUGAGGAGUCAUAACACAGAGAAACGCUACCGAUGUUCUUUCUGCCCGCAGCGCUUCUUGUACCUGGCUACCAAGAAGAGCCAUGAGAAGAAGCAUCUAGAAAAGCAUGGUAAAGGUUACAGCUGCUCCUACUGUCCUAAAGUUUGCAAAUCCUCAGCAGCCCUUGGAUUGCACCAGAAGAAGCAUUUCAUUAAAAGCGAAGAGGAGGUACAAGAGCCAGCAGGAAGCCACUGUGGCAUUGCAGCAAAUGAAUCAAAAUUUACUGCACCACAAAACAGUGACACAGUCAGAGCACCAAAGACAUUAUCUCUAGAGGAAGGCUUGCGUCAGACGCAAGUACCCUUACAAAGCGUAUGGAACACCUGCCCAGCUACCUUAAAUGAUCAACUUAGUGGUCAAUUUGCUGAGCCUUGGGACCAGCUGGACCAAACCAAUAAUGACAAGACUGGAAAAGCAUAUGAUGAGUAUAGCGUCCAAUCAGUCAAAGACUACCAGAACCCUUAUGUUUACUCAGAGCAGUUUGCCCCAUUAAAUAUGACAAGUAAGAUGCAGACAUGUAGCACGCAUGCAGACUUCCCAAAGACAGAAUACAGGUAUCCAUGUAAAGAGGAACCCCUCCUCCAACCGGACUACUGGUCCUCUGAACAGAAAGCAACAGGAGACAAUGCAAACUGAAUACUGACCAAAGGUGUACUAACAGAGAAGUACAGCAAACAGACUGAAGGUAUUGAAUGUGCAAGUGCACCAGAGCACACGGGUGUAAAUAAAAUAGCUAACGAUACAAGCAUACAGAUGUGUAAUAAACAUAUUUUCCUGUUUCUUAGCAAUAGUGAAGCAAGUGUAGAAAACAAACCUGAAGCUCUUGAAUGUCCUGUAAAUGUUUAGGAAAAAAAUAUUUUUCUUCAUACUGCAAAUAAACAUUUGGUAGUUUUUCAUAUAUUUUUAAACGUUUGUUUUAUUUGUGUAAUGUUUUAUUUGGCUUUGUGGGGAUUCUGGUAACUGUAUACUGCUUUUCUAUUGCAUGUCUUUCUGUAACCUAUGACUUUUUCUGUAAUCUACUGGAUAUUGUUAGCUGCACAUUAUUGGGUUGUCAACUGUCAAUGUCUUCUGAAUGGAGCCUUUUUUAAAGUGUGGCUUAAAAGGGGAUUUUUUUUUAAUACAGAAAGGGAUAUUAGAGACUUAAGAUAUUACAUUAACUUACACCAACCAGUUUUUGAACACUCCCCACUCCCCAUCCCACCCCCAAACUGCAAGAGACUCCUAGCCACUUAUUAUAUUAUCCAACAACUUGCUCAGCAAGCUAUACAAAAUAUAUCAAGCUGCCAAGUCAUUGACAGUUGCAAAAGUUGCCAAAUAUGAGCAAAUUGCUAUUAACACACAGUAACAUUUAGGAAUACAGCCCCAGUGAUGUUAACUGCACAGAGCUCAACAUCAUUUACAAAAUUCUUUAUGGUGUGAUGAAACCUCUUAAUAUUCAUGAAAAUGAAUUCAACCUAACAAAUGCUUGGGGUAAAUAAAAGAUUGCAUGUACUUUAGCAUUACGUUGUUGUUGCUUAUUACCUUAAAUAUCAUUGGUGGUUCUUCAAUUUCAAAAUAUCUGUACAAGUAUUUAAAGAUACAGCACAUGCUGACAAUUUUACAUCUCUACUUUAUGGUUAGGUCCCCUACAUCUCAUGAUGGACUGUUUUGAUUCUAAUGGUACGGCGUAUUACAGAAACUUUCAGUUAAAAGUCAUUCCAGUUAUGUUAACUAAUGUUUCACAGUCAUUCUGCAAUGGUAGUACAUGGAUAAUAUAGUUGGACAGAUUGAUCAUUACUUGUUGCAUGAAGUUGAAGAUGGGGUUGUGGUUGAGUGGCUGUGUGUCUAUGGUGAUCAGGAGGCUGAAAGGAGACUCAGAACUGAACUGCUUAUUUUUUAUUUUUCAAAAUAUUUUUCUAAAUAUAUUUUUAUUUUUCAAAAUAUAUACAAAAACACAGCUCACAGUAUCAUAUGAUGUGGCUGUUCCUAAUUAACACCAAUUAUUCUAUUUGGAACAGCCACAUUCUCACAUGUUUUUGGCAGGAACAGAAUUGACCCGAUCCCUGCCAACCACCGACAAAACAGACAAAAACACCCACACAUUUCCAGGCAGAGCUCUUGCUCUGCCACUGGGGUGAUUAUGUAUUAGACAUGCAGUUUUUUUUUUUUUUUU
This is a messenger RNA of Polyodon spathula (Mississippi paddlefish), 6769 nucleotides long. It is a transcript of the gene zbtb38, whose product is annotated as zinc finger and BTB domain containing 38. Gene Ontology annotation, molecular function: protein binding. NCBI's taxonomy places the organism in Eukaryota, Metazoa, Chordata, Actinopteri, Acipenseriformes, Polyodontidae. The record is from RefSeq and is a predicted model, not a curated record. The transcript has 3 exons. Bases 1261 to 5253 code for a protein of 1330 amino acids.